This is a messenger RNA of Hirundo rustica (Barn swallow), 2231 nucleotides long. RefSeq names its product interleukin 1 receptor accessory protein like 1 (gene IL1RAPL1). The transcript has 11 exons. Gene Ontology annotation, molecular function: interleukin-1 receptor activity. NCBI's taxonomy places the organism in Eukaryota, Metazoa, Chordata, Aves, Passeriformes, Hirundinidae. The coding region runs from base 1 to 2109 and encodes 702 amino acids. The record is from RefSeq and is a predicted model, not a curated record. Gene Ontology annotation, biological process: negative regulation of exocytosis; signal transduction.
AUGCAGGCUAAGAAGAUAGCAGGAGAGGAAGACAGAGAGAGACAGCAGAAAUUAUUAUUUAAUGAGUGUAAGCUUCAUAGUCUUCUCCAGGUAUUAACAGCUGAUGGAUGCACUGACUGGUCUGUGGAUUACAAGAAAUAUCAAGUUCUAGUGGGAGAACCUGUUCGUAUAAAAUGUGCACUCUUUUAUGGAUAUAUUAGAGCUAAUUACUCCCUAGCCCAAAGUGCUGGACUUAGUUUGAUGUGGUACAAAAGCUCUGGACCUGGAGAUUUUGAGGAACCUAUAGCUUUUGAUGGAACCAGAAUGAGCAAAGAAGAAGACUCCAUUUGGUUCAGACCAACAGUGGUACAAGACAGCGGGCUCUAUGCAUGUGUUAUAAGAAACUCAACUUAUUGUAUGAAGGUGUCCAUUUCGCUGACAGUGGGUGAAAAUGACACUGGGCUCUGCUACAAUUCGAAGAUGAAAUAUUUUGAAAAAGCUGAACUUAGCAAAAGCAAGGAAAUCUCAUGUCCUGAAAUUGAGGAUUUUUUAUUUCCAUUUAGGGAACCUGAAAUUCUGUGGUAUAAGGAGUGCAAGUCAAAGACAUGGAGAUCAAGUAUUGUGUUUAAAAAGGACACUCUUGUCAUUCGGGAAGUUAGAGAGGAUGACAUUGGGAAUUACACUUGUGAGCUAAAAUAUGGAUUCUUUGUUGUCAGAAGAACUACGGAGUUGACAGUUACAGCACCACUAACAGAUAAACCACCAAAGCUUUUACACCCCUUGGAGAGUAAGCUAACAAUUCAGGAGACCCAGUUAGGCAGUUCUGCUAAUCUAACCUGCAGAGCUUUCUUUGGAUACAGUGGAGACGUCAGUCCUUUAAUCUACUGGAUGAAAGGAGAGAAGUUUAUUGAAGAUUUGGAUGAUAGUCGAGUCUGGGAAAGUGACGUUAGGGUUCUCAAGGAACAUCUUGGGGAGCAGGAGGUUUCCAUCUCAUUGAUUCUUGACUCAGUCGAAGAGGCAGACCUAGGAAAUUAUUCCUGCUACGUAGAGAAUGGGAAUGGACGCCGGCAUGCCAGUAUUCUUCUGCACAAAAGGGAGCUGAUGUACACAGUUGAGCUUGCUGGUGGCCUUGGUGCUAUUCUGCUGCUGCUUGUUUGUUUAGUGACUCUCUACAAGUGUUACAAGAUAGAGAUUAUGCUCUUCUACAGAAAUCAUUUCGGAGCUGAAGAACUAGAUGGAGAUAACAAAGACUAUGAUGCAUAUCUAUCUUAUACCAAAGUGGAUCCUGAUCAGUGGAAUCAAGAAACUGGAGAGGAAGAAAGAUUUGCUCUUGAGAUUCUACCAGAUAUGCUGGAAAAACAUUAUGGAUACAAGUUGUUCAUACCAGACAGAGAUUUGAUUCCCACAGGAACCUACAUUGAAGAUGUGGCAAGAUGUGUAGACCAAAGCAAGCGACUGAUCAUCGUCAUGACUCCAAGUUAUGUUGUAAGAAGAGGUUGGAGCAUCUUUGAACUGGAAACAAGGCUUCGAAAUAUGUUAGUCACGGGAGAAAUCAAAGUGAUACUGAUUGAAUGCAGUGAACUACGAGGAGUUAUGAACUACCAGGAGGUUGAGGCCCUAAAACAUACCAUCAAGCUCCUCACUGUCAUAAAAUGGCAUGGACCAAAAUGCAACAAGUUGAAUUCCAAGUUCUGGAAACGUUUACAGUACGAAAUGCCUUUUAAGAGGAUUGAACCCAUGACAAACGAGCAGGUUUUAGAUGUCAGUGAGCAGGGGCCCUUUGGGGAACUGCAGACAGUCUCCGCAAUUUCCAUGGCCGCUGCCACCUCCACUGCUCUUGCCACUGCCCAUCCAGACCUGCGCUCCACCUUUCAUAACACAUAUCAUUCACAGAUGCGCCAGAAACACUAUUAUCGAAGCUAUGAGUACGAUGUACCUCCUGCCGGCACCCUGCCUCUUACCUCAAUAGGUAACCAGCACACCUACUGCAACAUCCCCAUGACACUUAUAAACGGGCAGCGGCCGCAGACAAAAACUAACAGGGAGCAAAACCCCGAAGAGGCUCACACAAACAGUGCCAUACUGCCCCUCUUGCCACGGGAGACCAGUAUAUCGAGUGUCAUUUGGUGACCGACAUGCAAGGGGCUGUCAACCCCCUUGAGUAGGAGCAGAGUCUGCAGUCUGGUGCCUGGAACUACAUCCUCGACUGCUGCUGUUAAACAUGCAUUACAAUCGAUCACAAACGAGGAAAA